CAUGGAUAUUAAACGGCCAACAAAUAAGGACAGUGAGGAUGAUAUACUGCGUUUUCAAGAAGAAUUCUUAAAAUCUAAAGAAAAAGAAUGUGUAACGGUUAUAAAACCUCCAGGGUCAAAACGUAAAUCGGAGAUUGGAGGCGACUCAAGCCGAACUAAUGAACAACUUAAAAGUUCUACAUCUCCGUCCAAAAAAUCUAGAUUCAAACAAGACCGGGAAAAGAAACAGUCAAAGCAGAAAGAAGAAGAACGAUUAGACUACUUAAGAGCCGAUGACGCAAUGAAGGAAGAAAAUAGUGUAACUUCGGUUAUGUCAUCAGUCGUUGAAAGAGAUUUUGUUGCUAUUUCCUGGGAUUUACCACUCAAAUUUACCAAAGAAGCAUUUCCAGUUGUUCCUUUGUUAACAGACUUUGACAAGAAGAGUGAUACAAAAUCAUUAUUUGCUCAUCAUUUCGACACAAAUCCCAAGGACUUUGGAGUAUCCCAUUACGAAAAGGAGGCAAAGAAGUUUUCCACUACAACAGUAUUUCCUAUGAAACCUUUCGAUUCACUAAUAACAGGCUCGGGCUUAAGCAAAGAAAAUCCACAAAAAAUUGUAGAAGAAAUUCACGAAGAAAAUCUUGGCUUGCUAUCAUCUAUGUCAGAAACGGAAAUCUUAUCGGAAAAAGAAAAACUAAUGAAAUCUUUGGAUCCUAAUCUUAUCAGCUUUUUACAAGCUAAACGAAACCAGGGACAAACAGAGCGUAAAGUAACAUUUAAGGAAGAACCUGUAAAAAGUAAAGAAACUGAACAAGAUACCGAUAAUAUGGAAGUUAACAGUGAACUUUUAAACAUCGAAGAUUUACCAAUAAAAGUCGGUAAUAAUUGGUUAAACAUGAACGUUGUUGAGAGUGAAAAAUUAGGGUGGCUCAAAGAUUUGCCAGAUCCGGCAAAUUUAAAUAAAGAGACAGCAACUCCUGCGAGAUUUGAUUUGGAAGGAAACUUGUUGGCACCAGACGCCAACUUACCUACUCAUUUGGGACUUCAUCAUCACGGUGAAGAACCAGAGAGGGCUGGCUAUACUCUAACAGAACUAUUCCACCUUUCUAGAAGUGCUACUAUCCAACAGAGGUGUUUAGCCUUGAGAACGUUAGCAAAAAUUCUUGCAAAGGCUCAACAGGGAGAAUUUCUUGAUAACAUUCAAAAGUCUAUAGUAAAUAGUUGCGUUGAUGGAGGAAUUCUAAACAUUAUCCGCUGGGCUUUGGAUGAUCAUGUUGAAUUGAGCAUAGCUGCAUCGCUAUUUUGCUUAAAUGCUUUAAUUUGUUCUCCAGCUGAUGAGGAGAUGUUAGACAUAGUAUUCGAUUGGCCUACUGGAUAUGAGGUUUCAAGUUUAGUACCUGCAAUUGAGCCUAGGUCAGAGAGGGAAAGCGAAAUUCCUGAUUCAGGCCUAAUAAGAAUGGACAUUCUACAAAGAUUAAAAUAUGUUCUCAUCAAUUGUACUCUCGACACAAAAAUUAAUGAAAAUAUUUUAAGAAUACUAAUAAGAAUUGCUAGACACUCACUCGGUACAAGUUAUAAGAUUGUACACACCGCAAGCUUAUUGGAUACACUUCAGAAAAAAUUUCUUCCCAAUUUCUACAAUUAUGAAACAGAAAGUUCUACUUUGACGCUUUUCCUAAAAUUAAUUCGAGUGUUAAGUACAACAGGAGAGAACAUAUGCUCUUCAUUGAUGAAAAAUUAUAAAAUAUUACCUAAAUUAGUGGCCUAUACGGUUCAAAAUUUGAAUAGACCUCUUCCAGAGAAUUUACUAUCAGAGAUUUUGAAAUUAUGGUCUACAUCUGUCUUACUUGGAUAUGGGUUAGAUAAUUUCGAAGAAUAUUAUGCAACUUUGGUCCAGACUUUACAAAAAACCAACGAUUGCCGUUUAAAAUCGCAGUUGAUAACAUUAUUUACAUCUCUAACAGCGGCUAUAGGUCGUUUGCACGCUGUACAAGGUAAAAAAUGGGCGAAUAAAGAUAAACUAUGCGUAAUUGAUGAGGAGGAAGUUUCCCGCUAUUUUCCUGAGCUAAAUUGGUCUCAUGUUUCCGGCCUAUACGAAAUUAUAAGAAGUAUUCUAAAAGAUCCCCUAAACAGGAUAAUAAAUGAUCAUUUAAUAGAACUGUCUCAAGAGGAGAUCACUCUUUGUUCAAGCUGUUUUCAGUAUUUCAAUACCUUUUUUCAAUUUGAAACGCAACAGUUACAUUACGAAGCUAUUAAAUUACAAGAAAAAACAAAAUCACUAAGUAAAGAAUUUAUCGAACCAUUUAUUACCAGACAAAGUUUUUCUAUUUACUGGAGAAAAUUUCGAUCCGUAUCACCUUUCUUACAACACAAUAGAAUAAAAAUUGAAUCACUAUCAUCGUUACCGUCCUUUGGAAGUAUUUCAGAUCAUGGAAUAUCUUUAAGUGGCUCUCAAUAUUCUUUUAUCCCUUUCAAUUUGUCUCUCAUUCAACUUUGUAACACUUUAAUUGAUAUUGAUAAAAACUUAAUUUUGUCAAUUACGCAACCUAUUUUAAGAAAUGCUGAAGUUUUGCAAUAUAUUAGAAGAUGUUGCCAAAGCGAUAUUAUUGUUUCUUCUUAUUUCGCAAAAUUCGAUUUUCUUAUACAAUUCCAAUUAAUUAAAUUAAUUUCCUAUUAUACACCCCUACACGAAUACAACGAUUGGAUGAAACCUUUUCAUUUAAUGUCUUUAAAAUUAGUUACAAGACUCCAAAAAGGGGAUGAAUAUAUAAUUGAUUGGAUAUUUAAAAAUAUUUUAUUUUGUCAAUACUUCUUCAAGUCAGAGAUAACGCUAGAUUUGCCUGACGUUUCUACAAUUUCUCUAGAUAUACCAUCAGCAUUUAAACCUACAAAGGAAGGAUUACUCAAACAUUCAUAUAAUUCCUUACAUAAAAUUAUGGAAUUAUACUGUAAUUGCAAUCUGGACGAUAAGAAAGCUUUUACAAAUAGUAAAAAUCGAUUUAACAAGAAUAUUUUUGAUAUAUCAUCACUUGUUACUGGAUUUGUAAAUGAAAAUUGUCUACCAGUCGAUUGGCAUUUUAUACCUUUAGUUAAACUAUAUAGUCUAUCUUGCGAUUUGGGGGAUAAUCCGAAACAAAACACUGAAACAUUGAUGAGAGAGUCAAGCUGGUGCCUAUCUUGGAUAUAUCUAUUGCUGACUUUGAGACCCGAUGUAAACCUACAACACAUUUCGCCUAGCCUUACUUUUGCUAGAUUUUUAUGCAUCUUUCUAGCUGGCCAGGACGUCUUUAUGGAUAAAUCGGUCAAUUGCUAUUUAAGCGGUCUUCUUAUUCAUUACUACACUCCUUCAAUCAUCAGUAAAAUGAGUUUUGAGAAAACAAUUGCUGGAAUAGCAUCUUUUCAUGAUCUCUAUAAGAAGUUGCUGGACGAGUAUCUAGCAUCAUCUUUCGGAGACUACGUUUUCUCCCAAUAUAUACUUUUACCAAUAAUGCCAAGAUUCCCUGUUAGCUUGCGAAAGAUGUUUUGGGCAGAUUAUUCAAAUAUUUUCAGAUUCUUUGCUUUACCAAUAGUAGAGUGUGCUCUACCCUUAAAUUUACUUACUGAAGAAGAAACAAACGAAGAAGUUUUACAAAUGCAAUGGAAAGCUUUAACUGCUAAGGCAGUGAAUAAGAAAUAUUCUCCGCUAUUGUAUCUUAUUUCAUUACAUAGCUGUAAUACAAUUAUCUAUAGAAGAGAUUGUCAAUUUGGUUUAAGAAGUACAAUUGUAAAAUUACUUGAAAAACUUAAACAAACCAACGAGGUUUCAAGAACCGCUUUCCGCUUCUUUAGUCGCUUAAUUCAACUUUUAGAAAAACAUACUGUUGAAGACUUAAAAACUGCAUCGAAAACAGCCGGCCUUAAUAGCAGAGAAAUAGACGAUCUCCUGGAUUUCGUUGCAGUAAUUAUGGGGAAUUUUGGAGUUGUGAAUUAUGUUGAUAAAACUGAUAGUCUUACAAUAGGCACAGUGAGUUUUUCGAUGUUUGCAAAAGUCUAUCUAACAAUGCUAGAUAUUCAAACGCCAAGAUUUGAAUCAAUCGAUAAAGAAUGGAGAAGUUUAAAAAAGAACUUUCGAUUUCUCUAUGACAGUAGAAUGGACACGACGGGAACAAUGUUGUCGGCGUGUUCAAAAAAAGACCUUCAAGAUAUUCAAGAGUAUCUUGAAGCAAAUGGAUACUUAUCGCACAGUACAAGAAUAAGGAAAGUCGACAUUAGAAGAAAUAUUUUUGACGUUUUUAUUGCCCAAACGGAAAAUACUUCAAAUGUUCCAUUAGAGUACACAAUUCCACCAAAUAAGGUUAUUAGAGUAAAAACUAUUUCCGACUACUAUUUUGGCUCAUUACAUUAUAUAAGAAGGCAUUUGGAACAGUUAAUAAAACUGGGCGGCCCUCAUAAAGAGUGCGUAAAAAGUUAUCUAAGAUAUUUUAAAAAUGGCUAUCAGACCGAACAUCUUAGAGCUCGCCGAUUAGCCUAUCGUUCUAAAAUUGUGUUUAUUACUGGUUUUAUAGACCAAUUACCAAGAAAUAUACAAAAUCGUUUUUCGUUCAGGACUUACAUUGCCUUAAGAGUUGAUUACUGGGAUAAAAAGCUUAAAAUUUUCCAAAAAAACUCUACUAAGUUCGCAAGUACUAUUCCAGUAUAUGGUUUACAGUAUUUAGUAAGUCGUGAAAAGGUCAAGGAUGUGUUGAUGGUUAGGCUGUUAAGAAGUUCGCCAGGUGUAAUUUGGUUUAGUGAAGAAAGUGUUUACCUAACUGACGACGAGAUUGAAUUACUUGAUAACGAAGGAUUAAGAAUAUAUAAAGUUCAAAUUAUCUUAAAAACAAUUAUAGGAGGAUUAACGGCAGGGGAGAUACGAUUAGAUAAGAAUAAACUCUUCUUUGCCAAAGGUCGAAUAAGAAUGAAGAUACCUGAUAGAGUCAAAGUUAGAAAUUAUUAUCGCACCUUCGAGAGUUAUGAAUCGAGGUUUGGUAAUCUUUCAAGGCCACUUGAAGUUCUUAGGAGGGAAUGUUUAUGUUUAUAUUUAAGUACAAUACCGGAAAUACAUGAAAUAUUUGAACUAAAUAGUAAUCUUAAUAUGAAAGAAGUACAAUGGAUUAUGUUAAUUAAUUCUUUAGUUAGCGGUAUAACAGCUUUAGAAUAUUUCUGUGCCGAAAUACCUCCAAACGGAUCUUGGGAAAGUAAAGAGCAACUUGGAAAGUUUCUCUUCUUCAAAUUCCUCUUGAUUAAAGGGGUUAUGGGAUUAGAAUUCAAUAUAAAUCUUAGAACUGGAAAAGUUUGUUAUACACAUGAUAGAGACACACCCAUUGAAGAUAUUAUUAAAAUAGUAUCGGAAAUGUUUUUUCAAAUACACGAACUACGUUUAACUGGGAAUGUUGAAGAAGCAGCUGCAAUAAUUAAUCGUUUUUCCCACGUUGACAAACAGUGUCGUGCAUUAAAAAAAGAAUUCGAUUAUCCUAAUGGAACAACGGAUGUUUAUAUUCAAGAAAAAGUUACAAUUGAGGAGGAUGAAUUAAUUUUUACAGAUCAUGAAUUAACGAGGGAAGGGCUUAUUCAAAAUGUAGCCGAAAUUAUGUGGGAUGACGAAUUAGCUGUUGUAUCUAGGAAUUUAUUAAACAAUUUUGGAACCGAUGGGACACCGACGGCUGAAAAUUUUCGAUGUGAGAGGACUUUGCUCCCAUCUAAGGACGAAUUAACGGAAGGGAAACUACUCGUUAAAUCACUCUAUAUAUCGACCGACCCUGCUUUGAGAUGUCGUAUGAACCUCGAUACGGGUGUUGACUAUACAGAACCAUGGCAAUUAAAUGAAACUCUCGACGGAUUUGAAGGAAUUGGUAUUGUCGAAGAGAGCGCCCAUCCCAAUUAUAAGAAAGGUGACGUCAUCCAUAAUCUUUUACAUUGGCAAUGGAAAAAAAUCUUUGUCCUUGACGCUGAAGCCCCCCAUUCCAUUUUUCUCCGCACAAUUGAUAAGAAAGAUGUCGAAGCCGAUAAUUUAACCUCAUAUAUCAGCCUUUUAGGAAUAGCUGGAAUGACAGCUUAUAUAGGCCUAAAAGAGAAGGGUUUCGUGAAGCCAAAUAGUACUUGUGUCAUAAGUGGAGCAGCCGGUUCGUGCGGUUCGAUAGCAGGACAGGUUGCUAAGAAUUGGGGUUCAACGACGGUCAUUGGCAUUUGUGGAUCCGAUGAAAAGUGUAGAAUAUUAACGGAAGAGCUUGGUUUUACGGCAGCAAUAAAUUAUAGAAUGGAGAAUGUAAUGGAAAGAUUGAAGGAGCUGUGCCCGAACAAGAUUGAUGUUUAUUUUGAUAAUGUUGGAGGAUCAAUUACAGAAAAUGUUAUUAGCCAUAUGAAUGACAACUCUCAUGCAGUACUAUGCGGAGAAAUAGCAAAUUAUAACAAAGACGUUCCCUAUCCAUCACCCUUGUCUCCGGCAAUUGAAAGAAUAAUGAAAGAAAGAAAUAUUACUAGAGAGAGGUACUUGGUGCUGGACUAUCCUGAACAAUUUGCAGAUGCAAGAGAUAAACUAAUAGAGAUGUAUAAGGAGAAUAAGAUAAAAACUAAAGAAUCAAUAACAAUUGGUUUCGAAAAUAUUGGUAAAGCAUUUUGCGAUAUGAUGUCGGGAAAAAAUGUCGGAAAGCAAUUAGUUAAAGUUUGA
Molecule: messenger RNA, 6661 nt
Organism: Dimorphilus gyrociliatus
Lineage: Eukaryota; Metazoa; Annelida; Polychaeta; Dinophilidae
Source: the annotation of a GenBank genome assembly